AAGCCCGAGGCGGCGGGGCUGGCGCAGGCGGAGCUCGCGCCAGCGGAGCAGCAGCGGAGGCCGGAGUGGGUUGGGGGCUGCCCAGUGAGGUUACUCUGCGGGUCCCGGCCUCGCGCGCACGUGCCCGCCUGUUCGCGCUCGUGGUCCUGGGCGCAGCAGGAAAGGCAUAAUGCUGUCAGCAUGUCUGCACACUCCAUGCUCUGUGAAUGGAUCGCCAUAGCCAAGGAACUGAUGAAGAGAGCAGAAUCACUCUCCAGGUCAAGAAAAGGUGGCAUCGAAGGUAGUGCCAAGCUGUGCAGCAAACUGAAGGCAGAAUUAAAAUUCCUACAGAAGGUCGAAGCUGGGAAAGUAGCCAUUAAGGAGUCCCAUCUACAGAGCACUAACCUGACACACCUAAGAGCCAUCGUGGAAUCGGCAGAAAACCUGGAAGACGUGGUCAGCGUUCUCCAUGUCUUUGGUUACACAGACACCUUGGGCGAAAAGCAGACCCUUGUGGUGGAUGUCGUUGCCAAUGGUGGUCAUACUUGGGUGAAAGCCAUUGGCCGGAAGGCCGAAGCUCUGCAUAACAUUUGGCUGGGCCGGGGGCAGUAUGGGGACAAAAGCAUCAUUGAGCAGGCUGAAGACUUCCUCCAGGCCAGUCACCAGCAGCCGGUACAGUACAGCAACCCUCACAUCGUCUUCGCAUUUUACAACAGUGUCUCCAGCCCCAUGGCCGAGAAGCUGAAAGAAAUGGGUGUAUCUGUGAGGGGAGACAUAGUAGCCGUGAACUCUCUGUUAGAGCCCCGUGAAGAGCUCCAGGCCAGUGAGAGCGAAUCAGAUGAUGAUGGCCCCGAACUUUUGCGGGUGACCAGAGUAGACCGAGAAAACAUCCUAGCAAGUGUCGCGUUUCCAACAGAGAUCAAGGUUGACGUGUGCACAAGAGCCAACCUGGACAUUACUACUUUAAUCACAUAUGUAUCCGCCCUCAGCUACGGAGGCUGCCGCUUUAUCUUCAGAGAAAAAGUGCUCACCGAACAAGCAGAGCAAGAGAGGAAAGAGCAGGUUCUGCCACAGCUGGAGGCAUUUAUGAAGGACAAGGAGUUGUUUGCCUGCGAAUCUGCGGUCAAGGACUUUCAGUCUAUCCUAGAUACCUUAGGAGGACCCGGGGAGAGAGAGCGGGCUGCUAUGCUAAUUAAGCGAAUUAAUGUGGUCCCAGACCAGCCUUCUGAGCGUGCCUUGAAACUAGUGUCCAGUUCAAAAAUCAACAGCCGCUCAUUAACGAUCUUUGGGACAGGAGACACCCUAAAAGCCAUCACAAUGACUGCCAAUAGUGGUUUUGUCAGAGCUGCCAACAACCAGGGUGUUAAGUUCAGUGUGUUUAUCCAUCAGCCCAGAGCACUUACUGAGAGCAAAGAGGCCCUAGCUACCCCCUUACCAAAAGACUGCACAACCGACAACGAACACUGAUGAUAUCCUUUAAAUACUGUCAUGGGAAUAAGUUAUUUAUACCAAAGGCUGUGUC
Molecule: messenger RNA, 1501 nt
Organism: Mesoplodon densirostris (Blainville's beaked whale)
Lineage: Eukaryota; Metazoa; Chordata; Mammalia; Artiodactyla; Ziphiidae
Gene: C9H7orf25
Product: chromosome 9 C7orf25 homolog
Exons: 2
Coding region: 181-1446 (421 amino acids)
Source: RefSeq, a predicted model, not a curated record